AUGGAAUCAGAAAACCAAACAGGCUUAGCAGAAUUCCUCCCCCUGGGCCUCUCAGAGAAUCCAGAACUGCAGCCCCUUCUCUUUGGAAUGUUCCUGACCUUAUACCUGAUCACUGUGGCUGGGAACCUGCUCAUCAUCCUGACCAUCAGUUCAGACUCCCACCUCCACACCCCCAUGUACUUCUUCCUCUCCAACCUGUCCUUCAGUGACAUCUGUUUCAGCACCACUACGGUCCCCAAGAUGCUGGUGAACAUUCAGACUCAGAGCAAAUCCAUCAGUUACACAGGCUGCCUCACCCAGAUCUGCUUUGUCCUUGUUUCUGCUGGUUUGGAAAAUUGUCUCCUUGCAGCAAUGGCCUAUGACCGUUAUGUGGCCAUUUGUCACCCACUAAGGUUUUUUUUAAGGUAUAGAAUCAUCAUGAACCCCCACCUCUGUGGCCUGCUGAUUCUACUCUCCUUGCUCAUUAGCAUCAUGAGUGCCCUGCUCCACAGUCUGAUGGUGCUGCAUCUGUCCUUCUGCAUAGACCUGGAAAUCCCCCAGUUUUUCUGUGAACUUCCUCAGGUCCUCAAGCUUGCCUGUUCUGAUACCCUCUUUAAUAACAUCCUGCAAUAUUUUAUGACUAGUAUUUUGGGUGGUGGGCUCUUCCUUGGGAUUAUUUUCUCCUACAUGCAAAUUGUCUCCUCCCUCCUGAAAAUGCCAUCAAUAGGUGGGAUGUACAAAGCUUUUUCUCCCUGUGGAUCUCCCCUCUCAGUUGUUUCCUUGUCCUACGGGACAGGUUGGGGGCGUAUCUUAGCUCUGCGGCUACUCUGCCCUCUAGGAAGAGUGCAAUUGCAUCAGUGA
Messenger RNA from Loxodonta africana (African savanna elephant), 840 nucleotides. Its product is annotated as olfactory receptor 7G2-like. Gene Ontology annotation, cellular component: plasma membrane. Gene Ontology annotation, molecular function: G protein-coupled receptor activity; olfactory receptor activity. The record is from RefSeq and is a predicted model, not a curated record. Gene Ontology annotation, biological process: G protein-coupled receptor signaling pathway. The coding region runs from base 1 to 840 and encodes 279 amino acids. The transcript has a single exon. Lineage: Eukaryota; Metazoa; Chordata; Mammalia; Proboscidea; Elephantidae.